AUGUCGAAGGAAACUUUUACAUACACCUCUUCCACUCUGCGCUCCUUGCGCCUGCAACGAGAAAUGCUGGAGUGGGAAGAACGACAGAGGGCUGCAUCUCGCCAGUGGGCCAGCCAGAGGUAUCAUCCAACUGCCAGAAGCCUCUUUUCUCUCCCCAAGCCCACCAGACGCCCUCAAUACUGUCGGGAUCCUGCUGUCCACAAUGCCCUUUACACAGGAGACUUGCCAAGGAUCCAAAGCAUUUUUAAAGAUGAAAUCACCUCCAAUUUGAUUGUGGAGACCCAUGCAGAAGAGCUAGAGUGGUCAGCUGAGCUGGAGUUGUGGGUGUUGAUUGCUCAGAAGAAGCACACUUCUCCAUUGCGCAUCACAGCUGCCAGGGGCUAUCAAGACUCUGUGAAGCAUCUGCUCUUGAAAGGGGCAGAGGUCAAUGCGAUUGUUGGCGGGAAAGCUGCUUUGCAUGAUAGCUGUGCCAACCACCAUGAAGAAUGCACCCGUCUACUCCUCCGCUAUGGUGCUAACGCUAAUAUUCUUUCAGAGGAGAGACUGGCCCCACUGCAUUUGUGCAUCACUCAGGAGACUUUGCCAUGUGCUCAACUACUACUGGAAUAUGGAGCUCUAGUGAACCAGAAAUCAAGAGACGGUCUUGUUUCCCCAUUGCAUGUGGCUAGCAGGCAUGGUCUAGAGGACCAUGUCAAGCUCUAUCUUUGCUACGGAGCAAAUAUUGCUCAUAGAAACCAGGAAGGAGAGACCGCUCUCAACACAGCUUGUGCCAAUGCAGAUAGACCUGAGGAGGCUGGCCGGUACUACCAAGUGGUGAAGCAACUUCUGGAUGGGGGGGCCAAUGUCCAGAUUGCUGGCCGAAAGAACCAUACUCCAUUGCACAAUGCCUGUAGCAACUGUCACAUCGGUAUUGUGGAGCUCCUGCUACAGCACGGGGCAGAAGUCAAUAUUAGUAAUUGUGCUGGCAACACCCCUAUGGACUGUGCUCUGCAAGCAGUGGAAGAUUACCCGGAGGAAGAGCCUGAAAACGUUAUAGCCACAUUGCUCAACCAUGGUGCUGCCUCUAUUAAUCCUAAGAUGCUAAAGUUUUGUGCCUUGUCACCUCGAUCUAUGGAAAUUGUUCUGAAUUCUUAUGACCGAAUACUAUCCUGUGAUUCCUGGGUGGGAUCUGUGCCCAAUGAAGUGUGGCAAGAGCAUCAAGUGUUUUAUGAUUCAGCUCUUUGCCUGGUGAAUCAGCCUCGCCCACUGCAACAUUUAGCUCGCUGUGCUGUUCGGAGGCAGUUGGGGAUGCGUUGCCAUCAAGGCAUCUCCCAACUGAAACUGCCCUCUUCUUUGCAUAAGUAUUUACUUCUCCCAUUGGAGGGUUAUCUCAAAUAAGAUGAGGACAAAAUAGAAAGAAAUUAAUUUAACGUGAUUUCUUCCCCAUUUCUGUGUUAUCAUUCUUUUAGCUGUUGGAAGCCUCUAAUGAAAAUACUAUUAUUGCCACUGAAAUGGUGAUUAAAGUGCAAAAGGCAAUUCUUGUUACCUUGAACUGAAUUCUUGUUCUUGGAUGAUAUGCAGGCACAGUAAUUAAAAGAUAAAUAUGACUUGGUUGUAUCACUUUGAAUGUAAUGCAGUACCCUUUCCAGGAGAAGAAAAUGCAGAGAAGUAUGAAGAGAA
Messenger RNA from Python bivittatus (Burmese python), 1659 nucleotides. RefSeq names its product ankyrin repeat and SOCS box containing 16 (gene ASB16). The record is from RefSeq and is a predicted model, not a curated record. Gene Ontology annotation, molecular function: protein binding. Gene Ontology annotation, biological process: positive regulation of protein catabolic process; protein ubiquitination; intracellular signal transduction. Lineage: Eukaryota; Metazoa; Chordata; Lepidosauria; Squamata; Pythonidae.